Loxodonta africana (African savanna elephant) is the source of this 3068-nucleotide messenger RNA. RefSeq names its product protein O-fucosyltransferase 2 (gene POFUT2). Gene Ontology annotation, molecular function: peptide-O-fucosyltransferase activity. The transcript has 10 exons. Lineage: Eukaryota; Metazoa; Chordata; Mammalia; Proboscidea; Elephantidae. Gene Ontology annotation, biological process: protein O-linked glycosylation via fucose. The coding region runs from base 20 to 1372 and encodes 450 amino acids. The record is from RefSeq and is a predicted model, not a curated record.
UGCGUGGCCGCCCGGGGCUAUGGCGGCGCUUGGCGUGGUCUGCCUGCUCGUUGGGGUGGCAUCCUGGCCGCCAACUUCGGCCUCGGGUGAAGAGUUCUGGCCUGGUCAGUCGGCUGCCGAUAUUCUGUCGGGGGCGGCGUCCCGCAGACGGUACCUUCUGUACGACGUCAACCCCCCAGAAGGCUUCAACCUCCGAAGGGAUGUCUACAUCCGCGUCGCCUCCCUGCUGAAGACUCUGCUGAAGAUGGAGGAGUGGGUCCUUGUCCUUCCCCCGUGGGGCCGCCUCUACCACUGGCAGAGUCCUGACAUCCACCAGGUCCGCAUCCCCUGGGCUGAGUUUUUCGAUCUUCCAAGUCUCAAUAAGAACAUCCCUGUUAUCGAGUACGAGCAGUUCAUUGCAGAGUCUGGCGGGCCCUUUAUUGACCAGGUCUACGUCCUGCAGGGUUACGCGGAGGGUUGGAAAGAAGGGACCUGGGAGGAGAAGGUCGACGAGCGGCCCUGCCUCGACCAGCUCCUCUAUUCCCAGGACAAGCAUGAGUACUACAGAGGGUGGUUUUGGGGCUAUGAAGAGACGAGGGGUUUGAACGUUUCCUGUCUGUCUGUCCAAGGAUCGGCAUCUGUCAUCGCACCAGUUCUUCUGAAGAACACGUCAGCACGGUCUGUCAUGUUGGACAGAGCCGAGAACCUGCUCCACGACCACUAUGGAGGGAAGGAGUACUGGGAUACCCGACGGAGCAUGGUGUUCGCCAAGCACCUGCGAGUGGUGGGGGAUGAGUUCAGGAGCCGCCACCUCAACUCCAGCGAUGAAGCCGACAGGAUCCCCUUCGAGGAGGACUGGACCAAGAUGAAGGACAUCCAGUCCCCCAGAUUCCUCCCAGAGGAAUCCAUUAGAUGCAGCCCUGGAGGAUGUCAGGUCAAGCUGGGUUCUUCGCUGGGGGGUCCCUACCUGGGCGUUCACCUGAGGAGGAAGGACUUUAUCUGGGGGCACAGAGAGGAUGUGCCCAGUCUGGAAGGAGCCGUGAAGAAGAUCCGCAGCCUCAUGAAGAUCCACAACCUUGCAAAGGUGUUCGUGGCCACCGACGCUGUGAGGAAGGAAUAUGAAGAGCUGAAGAAACUUUUGCCCGAAAUGGUGAGGUUCGAGCCCACAUGGGAGGAGCUGGAACUCUACAAAGAUGGUGGUGUCGCCAUCAUUGAUCAGUGGAUCUGCUCCCAUGCCAGGUUUUUUAUCGGCACCUCAGUCUCAACAUUUUCCUUUCGGAUUCACGAGGAAAGAGAAAUCCUGGGGUUUGACCCCAAGACAACAUACAACAGAUUCUGUGGGGACCAAGAGAAAGCAUGUGAGCAGCCCACCCACUGGGAGAUCGUGUACUGAAGUGGUGCCUCAUCCUCCCUGGGCCCGCGGUGUGCUACCUCUGGAUACACCCUUCAUCACUGUGAGGGGUUGCUCUGUGUGCCCAGCCAGCGGGGAGUGGGGGCAGACCGACAGUCUGUCACAGGGUCUCAGGCCCGGGGGAGGCUGCGCUCAGAGCAGCGCGUGGUGGAACCUGGAGGUGUGGUGUGAGCAGUGGCCGUGGCUGGGUCUCACCUGGCGGUGUCUGCUGGCAGAAAGCAUUGCUGUGUUCCGGGGACUCGGGUCGUGUGUCUAGUCAGGGUCUGUGAAGCAGCACUUACGCUGUGAUGAUGAGAAAAUACAGAGAGUAUUUAUGGUAGCCUCAGUUUUAGUGAGCUGUCCGACUGCCCCAUUUCCUCCUUAUUCUGAGUGAGUCGCAGAUGAUGCUGGGGGGCCCAGGUGAGUGCUCUGCCAUCCUGGCUGUGACAUGACACACGUGUUCUUUGGGUCUGUACGAGGAUGAUUUUAAAUUUCUACAGUGACAACCAAAGAAUCUCCUUCACUCCUACCCUCACUCUUCCUCCCAGCAUGGCCCACGUGUGAUUUCUGUUUCCUUGUGGGAGGCAAAGUCAGGCCGGGUGGAGGCUUUGAGGGGCCCUGGAAAGUGGGGAGCAUGCACUCUCCUCUCCCCAGAUGCUGGGAGUGCUGGAAUGUUCCACAACAGUCUUCAGGGGGAGGGGCACCUCGCGAGUUGUCUUCAGGGUGCCAGCUGCUCCGUGUGCUCACGCCUACGCCAUGGCUUCUCCCAUGGCUGUAGCCUCCUGUUACUUGCACACACCCACCUUUGCACAGCCACAGAAGCGCUGUAAGAGCACAGCAGUGGGUGCAGGGGCCACCAGAAACCUGUGUCACUGCUGAAAAGAGUGAGCAGCAGCACCCACCAGCUUCAAGGGGGCAUCUCAGAUAAACUGCCUGCCAGUCAGGGCUCCAUUCCACAUGUGAAGAUGCCCUUUCCAGGUGCUUCAGUGCUGCCGCCGUGAGGAGCAUUUUGCCAAAGAGGAGCAAGCACCCUGACGCAGACUCGACCAUGUGGACAUGUGCUGUCUAGAGGGGUGGCUUGAGUUUUGAGGCUGGGCCCGGACGAUGUCGUUGAUGGCACCCGUCCCACCGCCCCGAGAUGCAAUGGCCCUUCCCUUCUUAAUCCAGCAGCCCCACCGUCACUUCCCACCACAAUGUGUGUAACUGUCAACCAUGCCAGCCAGCACUGGCCUCCCAAGACAGGAAGCCACUUCCAUGUCUGCCAGUGGCAUCUUGACAUGGUCCAUCAAGCCCUGGGCCUGACGGGUGACAGACAAGGGAUGACAAGGAGAACCUCCUGGCAUCCAGACUCAGUUCUUGGUGGAUGGUGAGAGAGAGCAGGGGGUCUGCAGAACCUUCUGGAAUCCAGACCCGGUUCUUGGUGGAUGGUGAGAGAGAACAGGGAGUCUGCAGAACCUUCUGGAAUUCAAAUGCUAUCCUUGGUUGCCACCUGCAGGCUCUAGGGCCCUGGGUGCAGUGUUUCUUUGCAUUUUUCUCCCAAAGCUUUUAAAACAUGCCUUUGUCAUUACCACUCUGACUUCAGUGUGAGAGUUUGUGGUGUUCCUCACAGCUGUGCAGGGUAAAAUGAUGAAAUAUUUAUUCUUUUUCCAUUUGUACAUUCAGAUAUUAUUAAUAAAGAAAAUUUUCUAGAAAGCUGAAA